Molecule: messenger RNA, 870 nt
Organism: Eremomyces bilateralis CBS 781.70
Lineage: Eukaryota; Fungi; Ascomycota; Dothideomycetes; Eremomycetales; Eremomycetaceae
Exons: 2
Coding region: 34-723 (229 amino acids)
Source: RefSeq, a predicted model, not a curated record
CCCGACUUCAAAAUCAUCAAUUAAUCUCUCGCCAUGUCUACCACGGCAGAGCAAAAUAUCCCUAACCAAGCGGGCUCCACCCCAGCAUCCGGAAGAGUUCCCGAUUCCACUUCCUCCAUCGCGCCCCGACCACUCAGGCUCUUGACAACCGAUGAGCUCGCCGCUCAGCCGUCCACUCUCCACCAAGUCGUCGAACUAAUCACUGUUGCAUAUCGAGGGAAUCGGAUCUUUGGAGCUGAUUCACGAUUCGAGUCCGACACCGAGCUAAUAGACGAACUUUCCGAAACAGGCAUCGGUGCGGCGCUUUUUGAGUCGCAGCAUGCUGGGACAGAGAGGGCUGUUGCUGCGGCAUUCGCGAAGCCGUAUACUAUCCAGGGGGCGCAAGAUUGGGAGAGAAGGGAUAUGGAAAGUGAAACAGGGGGGAGCGAAAAUAUAGAGCCACAGUUCCCAGUGUAUGAACUUUUCGGCGUUGCGAGCAUCAACCAGCCACAUUGUCGGAAACAGGGCCUCGCCCAACAAUGUCAGGACGCCCUGGCCGCGGCCUUAAAAGAACGGCUGGGCGUGGAUUCGGUGAGAUUUGUAUUGAGAGUGGUCGAAGAACUUAAUGGAGCCUACUGGAGGAGAAGAGGAUUCAAGCAAGUUGGAGAAGGAAGCAUGAGGCCAAAAGGUCAAUGGAAUUCUGACCAAGAUUUCCUGCUGAUAAUGAUGGGGAAGCUGGUAUGAUGCUACUCCCUAAGCCAUGAUGCCGGGAUAAACGUGCCAGACGAGGUCGGAACAUACUGAAGGGAUUCAAUACAGGGGGUACAUGGGUCAUGAUCUCUUUCUUUUCUCUAGUUUCCACAGGUUGAACAUGCGAUAGAAGACACGCUC